CAGGGAAAGAGGCGAAGCUAAGGAAGGCAGUAGAUCUCCCACUUCCCCAUGGCAGAUCCUCCAGGCGACCAGCCUCAGAAUGGGGAGAACACCCAGCAGCAGGAGCCCCCCAGGCAGCCUAGCCAGCCAGACGCCAGGGGCCAGCAACCAGAGGCAGCCCCUCCAGUGGUUUUUGAACCUGACGGAGGCCAAGGCCCUGACCAGGACGGCUCCAUUUCUGGUGAAUUCCCGGAUCAGCAACCCCGAAGCACCAUGUAUCAACCCCAGGAGCCAAGGCUGAGCGUCUACGAUCAGCCAGACGGAAGAGGCGGCAUGUACCAACCUCAACAGGCGAGGGGCGCCCUCUUUCAGGCGAGGGGCGCCAUGCCUUUUCAGCAGCAACAGCCGCAGCUGCUGCAACCACCGAGCCUGGCCAGGGGAAGCUUCCCUCAGAUUCAAGACCCAAUGGGAGGCAUGUAUCAGGACCAAAUGCAGCAGCAGCAGCCGGUCACAAGAGGCAGCUUCCACGUGCCGAUGUCAAGAGGCAGCCAAAUCAUGCAGCAGGAGAGCUUAGCUCACGGCCCUUACCAAACUCACGAGCCUGGCAUAGGCCUCUACCAGUUGGGGGCCACCUUGAUGGAAGAUCAGAUCCCAGAUCCAGGACCCAGAGCGUUGGCGAUAAAGAAUGCCAAAGCCUACCUGCUGAAGACGAGCCUCAAAACUGGCGUGAGCUUGUAUGACCAUCUUGCUGACAUGCUGGCCAAGAUUCUGGAUGAGCGGCCUGAAAACCCAGCUGACAUAAUUGAGAACAUCAGUAAGGAAGUGAAGUGUGCUCGGUUCCAGAAGAAAUUGGACACUCUCCGAGAUGAAUAUGAGAAACAUCCAACUUUUGAACUGGCUGAAAUAUAUAAGGCAUUGUUCCAGAAAGCUGGUGGAGAAGGAACAGACCAAGAAAUGGAAGAGGAAAUGCCAGAAACUCCUCUACCCAACGUCAUGGAGACAGCCUUCUAUUUUGAACAGGCUGGAAUUGGCUUGAGCUUAGAAGAAUAUUACCACAUAUUCCUGGCCCUCAAACAGCUGGUCAACACACAUCCAAUCCAGACUUGUCGCUUCUGGGGCAAAAUCCUAGGCAUUGAAGCAAACUAUAUUGUAGCUGAAAUUGAGUUCCGUGAGGGAGAGGAGGAGGAAGAGGCAGAGGAGGAGGAAUUGGGUGAGGAGGGGCAAAAAGAGGGGAGCGAAGGCAGAGAUGAGGAUGAAGAUGAAGAAGAAGAAAAAGAUGAGCCACCAAAGCCAAACUACAAGCCACCACCAGUAAUACCAAAAGAAGAUAAUCGAACCGGGGCCAAUAAAUACACUUAUUUUGUUUGCAAUGAAGCAGGGAAACCCUGGGUGAGAUUACCCCAUGUGACACCUGCGCAGAUAGUGAAUGCCCGGAAGAUCAAGAAAUACUUCACUGGAAGACUAGAUGCUCCCAUUGUGAGUUACCCACCUUUCCCAGGCAAUGAGUCCAAUUACCUGCGAGCCCAGAUUGCCCGCAUUUCAGCAGCGACCCAUAUCAGCCCAUUGGGCUUUUAUCAAUUUGGAGAAGAGGAAGGAGAUGAAGAGGAAGAGGGAGGAGCUGGAAGGGACAGUUAUGAAGAAAAUCCUGACUUUGAACCUAUUUCCGUGCCAGAGUUGAUAGAAUCCCUUGCCAACUGGGUCCACCAUGUACAGAAUAUUCUAAUGCAGGGACGCUGUACUUGGGUUAAUCCCUAUCAAAAAUCAGAGGAAGAAGAAGAGGAGGAUGAGGAAGAGGAGAGACCAGAUGAACAAGAAGAAUCACAAGAAGUAGGACCCCCACUUCUCACACCACUCUCUGAAGAUGCAGACAUUCAGCACAUCCCACCAUGGUCAGCAGAGACAUCAACAAACUUAGUUCCUCAAUAUGCCCUUGCAGUUCUUCAGGCCAAUUUAUGGCCUGGGGCUCAUGCCUUUGCUAUUGGAAGGAAAUUUGAUAACAUCUACAUUGGCUGGGGUCACAAAUACAGUGCAGAAAAUUUCAGCCCUCAGUUGCCACCGCCUGUGCAAACUGAGUACCUUAGCGGGCCAGAAAUUACAGAAACAACAGACCCAACUGUGGAAGAAGAGAUGGCACUCAAGGCUGCACAAGAGGAAGCACUGGCAGCUGAAGAGAUGGAAGAGAUGGAUGAGGAAGAGGAUGAAGAGGAUGAUGAUUAAACUCCAAAGACCAAGAAUUGCUAUAGUAUUUUUUUCCUAAGCAUGUAUAAACUUUUCUACUAAUGUAUUAGAAUAUGCAAAGUAUAAUAUAUAGAAAUAAAUGGAUAGCUGUUGGAUUAAUUUCAAA
This is a messenger RNA of Lacerta agilis (Sand lizard), 2323 nucleotides long. RefSeq names its product radial spoke head protein 6 homolog A-like. The transcript has 6 exons. The record is from RefSeq and is a predicted model, not a curated record. The coding region runs from base 49 to 2196 and encodes 715 amino acids. Gene Ontology annotation, cellular component: axoneme; radial spoke. Gene Ontology annotation, biological process: cilium assembly; axoneme assembly; cilium movement involved in cell motility. Lineage: Eukaryota; Metazoa; Chordata; Lepidosauria; Squamata; Lacertidae.